Messenger RNA from Photinus pyralis (common eastern firefly), 2031 nucleotides. RefSeq names its product cilia- and flagella-associated protein 100-like. Lineage: Eukaryota; Metazoa; Arthropoda; Insecta; Coleoptera; Lampyridae. The coding region runs from base 155 to 1867 and encodes 570 amino acids. The record is from RefSeq and is a predicted model, not a curated record. The transcript has 3 exons.
CUCGUUUUUCCCUUGGUGUGUUUUCGACAGUGCAAUGAUAACAUUCAAACGAGUUGCUAUGAGCAUAAUUAGAAUUACUAUGGCAACAGUUGAUGGUUCGAUAAUAUAAUUCCAUGAGCAUUCUCUCUCCAUUUGACAUUUAGUCAGCAGGAAAAUGUCCUCGGUUGGCGUAGAAUGUGAUAAUAACGUGCCACGAAAAAAACCGGUGGUUUUCACACGAAGAUCGGGUCAGAAAGUAAAAGAGCCCAAAUUGAAACCACCGUCCGCCCUCGAGCGCGUCUUUGGAAAACCUAAUAAACCACGGGAUCGCUACUUUACGGCCGGCGUUAAAAUAAACGAGAGUAAUAAUAUAGGCAUCAACGCGGAAACUUUACCGUUUUCCUACCCAAAAGAUCUAGACGAAUUUUCGUACAGAUUAACAUCGAAAUCGUGGAGGCAGAGCAGAAUCAAGCAAGAAAACGAGCGGAAAUACAACGAGAGGCAUAAGAUCGACUUGCUCAAUCGAUUGUAUGUGAAAGAGCCGGAAGUGAAAAGCAUGAAAACCAUCUUAGAUGUCGACCCCCAAUUCUACACGUUGACAGCCGGGCGCCCAGUGGGACGAAAGUUCAACCGAAGGGAUUACAUUGAAGAUAUUAACAACGUACUCCGUACCAAAAUUGCAAUCGGCUAUCGCGAAGACGACAUCAUGGUGGUCGACGAAAACCACGCGAGCGAGAAGAAAAUACUCAACGAAGUCUCGCGGGAAUUUCAAAAAUACCUCAACACUUUCGAGGAGUUUCUAUUUAACGACCACUCGGCUUCCAUGGACCUAUUGAAGGAAUCCGAACAAAUCGAGUCGGAAGCAUCCGAAAAGGUCGAAACGCUUCAGAAACUCACGAAAGGGUAUGGCUCGCUGAAAUCUACGGUCUGCAAUUUGGAAGAGAAAUGGCGAAAUUGUAAGACGUACCAAAAAUUUUUGUAUUUGGUUAGUCCGAUGGACUGGAGAAAGGAGCACGACUUUUAUCUAACGCAAGAAACGGCGAAUGACAGGCGCCCCGCGGGAGAAGUGCAGUCACUUAGUAAUCUGAUCAGUCAGUUCGUGGAGGACGUACAAACCCAAGAAAAACCCAGCCUUUUCUUCAGCGAACCCAAUCAACUUCUCAAAGUGUUCGCUUUCAUCGAAUUGCAAAAUCUGAAUACACUCCUGCAUUCGGAGGAAUUAGCCGUGCCACUAGAGCAGGUCAAGGAGGCGGUGAAAUAUAUCGAAGAUUCAUUCAGUACUGAAGGGGCCUCGCUCCAGGAGAUAAUCGACAAUCUCGAACGGGAGAUAAUAUGGGAGGAGGACAGGGCGACGCGCUUGGAAGAAUUGGCUUUGGAAUUAAUAAAUGGAGAUUUCAAGGAGUUAAUUUCCAACGAGGAGGCUAUAAAUUUGUACGUCUUCGUCGAAGACGUUUACGAAGAUCGGUUGGGUCUGAACGAUUCCAAACUGACAAUGAAGGAGAUGAUGAAAAUAAUCGAAACGGGUUAUCGCGAUUAUUUGUUGCACCUCGAUCGACUACCCGAUGACCUGGUGCGCAAAGCCGAAGCAACCUGCCGAAGAAAUGAGAGAAAGAAGGUGUUGCUCGCCGAAAAUGCGGCGAGGAAGGUUGUUCAGGUGGAACGGCUAACGAAGCACUUGGCUCGAUUGCUGGAUCCGCCCAGGAUUCGAACGGCGAGAAGUUUGAAAUCGCGUUCUCCGAGAGUUGAGGAUAAAGAGAAACCGAAACCGCCUCCGCGACCAAUGACGGCAGACCAAAUCGAUCAUUUGGAGUUUUUCACUGAUUCGUGCUUUCAUUCUGACGAUCCCAAGCUGUUUGGCGUACGGGUGCAUAAAAAUGAUGCGCACUGAUUGUUUUAUUUCUAUUUUUUUACCAAUAAAAGUCACCGUGCGUCUAUCUUUUUGUGUCCUCAUAAAGCGCAAACGAAUUACACGUGAAUUGGGGAAAUCGUUUGAACUAUUUUCCGUUUCCUUCACGAUAUUAUUGGUAAUUCCCAAUAAAAAUUUAAAAAUUA